This is a messenger RNA of Porites evermanni, 14779 nucleotides long. Lineage: Eukaryota; Metazoa; Cnidaria; Anthozoa; Scleractinia; Poritidae. The record is from the annotation of a GenBank genome assembly.
CCUUAGUUCUAGGUUGCUAUUUUUGAAUGCUUAUUUGAAAUAGUGUAAUACAAGUUAUUGCCCCCGCAGGGCCGGAACCCGAGGAGGCACCCUAAUGUCCCCCGCGUAAAGAAGAAGUAUCGUAUUACUGUUAGUAUAUGCGAAGCUUUCCCGAUUUGAUGAAACUAGGCGCGCAUGGUGGUCCCGGUUAAUUUUCUGCGCGUGCGCGUGGCUCAGCAACCGCGCAAACUGGGUUUGUCAACGAGUCGCACUCGCCGAAUUGUGUCGUACACAAGCACAACAAGUGGCUCCAAAUCCUCGUCCGGGAAGAUUUUCCACCGAAACUCCCCUAGAGCGAGAACGCCGACUUCAAAUUCAGCGUGAACAACGAAGGAGAAGACGUCAACAAGAAACCGCGGAGUAGAAGGAACAUCGAUGAGCACAGCGAAGGCAACGCCGACAACAACAGACAGAGGAACAGGAGAUUGGAAUCAAAGGAAUUAUGAUCGUUUUACACUGUCGAAAACCCAGAUUUCUUAGUUUGCCGGUUUCCCCGCAGAUAUAUAGAUCAAAGUCUGCAAAGUUUCAGCUCCGUAUUACGGCCCGAAUAACAAUAAUUUUCAGGCGAACUGCACCGGGCCAUAUUUGUUCUUUGUUUUUGUCUUUUUCUAAAUGCGGGCGGCGAAAUAAUGCUAAAUGUGCUUUUCAAUACACUGUUAACAAUAACACUACAUAAUACGCAAAAAAGAAGAAGAAGAAGAGAAAGAACAACGUAUGGACCUUUAACACGAUAUUCGCGGUUGGUCACCCGUCCAGUUCGUAACCCCGACCGACAGGGCUUAACUUGAGUGCCGUUACCAAACCGAGUUUCGCGAAGGUUAUUGCGAGAUACAUAUUUCUAUAGAGUUAAAAAGUUAUUCAGCAGUACUGCACAAUUGUUUGGUAUUAAAGAACUUGAUUUGUCAGACACAAAUCAGCAACGUGGAUCGACAGAACUUUAAACUGGUUUUGUCAACGUGGAUCGACAAACUCGAUUCAAACCAUAUCAGGAAUAGCUCAAAUUUCUCAAAACCCAGUCAAAGACAAGAAAGGUGCUAUCGUAAAAUAACCGGGUUUUGUUCUAUAUUAAGGUAUUCAGGGUUUAAUAAACAGUGGUCCAUGUGUUUUUAGGGUUAGUUUAUGGCGAAAUCCCGAUUAUUUUAUUUGAUACAAGGACAUGCCAGAAAAAAUGAACUGGGAAAUAUCUCAAAGGUGAGAAACUUGAAACAGUGGUCCAUGUUUUUGUAUGGUUAGUUUAUUGCGAAAUCAUUUAUAUCAGUUGCGUUCGACGUUGCGUUCAAGAAUGUCACACUCGAAGCCAAAGCAUCCGUUCGACACAUUAGUUAUAGGAAAUUUAGUUACAAAUAGAUAAUUAAAGAUGGUUUUGCUGUUUAACACGCGUUCUAUUACAUUUGCAGUGUUGGUUGAACUCAUUAUGAGAUGUAUAAAAAACAAUUGUCCAUCCUAGGCAUGUCAUGUAUGAGGAUUUUCAUUAACCCAGGAAACAAAGGGUAAUAAUUGAGAAAACACAAAAGAGAACAAAAGAAUUACACUCAGAAACUCUAAUACGAAAACUGCAUUUCAAAGGUUCAUGGCAAAUACAUGGACAACCACAAGGUGUCUUCAUUCGGGUUUUAAAAGGUCGGGGGCAGAUUUAGUGACAACUAUAACUAGUAUAAAUUUUUGAUAAUCCCUGAUACCAAAUAUAUUAGAGGAAUAUAUUAAGGUCAUUUAAAGGGGGACUAUCCUGUAAUAGCCUGCAACAGGAGCCCAUAACCCGGGGGUUUCUGUAGUCCUCCUCCAUUUGUUGAUAAUAAUUAGUUUAAUGACAUGUAUUGAUUAAAAUGGAUAUAAACUUGAUUGAUUGAUUGAUUGAUGUUAUGUUAUCCUCGUCACUGAUGCGCCAGCCUAUUUAUAUUCAUUUAUUUCCCUGUUUGUCAAAUAGAGUUGAUUCUCGGCCCUAAAGUCAUGAGUUUUCUCGUGACGUCGGGAGAUAAUCGCUUGGGGCGUACGUCGCUUGUUUUUUUCUAUUCAUUUUUACGAUGUAAGGAAAAGACCAGCGUCAUCAGUCAAGGUCACUGUAUUGAUUAAUUUCCUUUUCUCAAAAAGAAAUUCAUUCCCAACCUCACGAUCACGAGUUUUCCCGGAAGCUUGGUAACCAGGCUAUUUGUUAAGAGUUUUCCCAGAUUCUUGGUAACCAGGCCAUGACACUAAAACACGAGCGAACUCGCACGUAAUGCGACCAGACGGUGUUACCAAUUAUUGUGGACUGAUCAAAUUUGUUUCAUGAGCUCUAGCUGUAGAAUGUCCACUCAAGUAAAAGAAGGAAUUAGCAAAGGUUCUGGAGAACCUGUUAAAGUAGCAGCCAAAAAACACAGAUGGUACCUCGGAGGUAUUGCCUCAGCAAUGGCUGCCUGCUGCACGCAUCCAUUGGAUCUGUUGAAGGUACUGAGCAUCUUUUUGAACUAGAUGUUGAGACGCCUAUGUAACCCGUGCCAUCAUGGGUUUUAAUACAAUGUGAACUCUGAAAAAAAUGCGACAAUUUUUUUGUCCUGUAUUUAUUUUUAAAAUAUUUUUCGUGGGGAGGGGUUGGGGGGUCUCGUCGUUUAAGUUUUCAAUUCAUUCGUUUCAGAUCGAUGUGUUGGCUCAGACGUCAUUUGUUUAUUUUGAAAAUCAUAAGAGCUGAACCGCUGUUUAGUUUUGAAAGUGACCCAGUCUGAGUCGCUCCUUAUUUCUUAAAGUGAAACCGUCCAAAUGGAAAAUAAUUAGAAUCAAGGCAAUGCUUUGUUCUACUUGUCCCACCUCACCGUUUAGAUAUCCGGAAACAGCCGUGGAUUCUUGUUGUAGUUUAGGCAAAUAAUUAAGAUAUAUCAAUCAGUUUCUUUUUUUUUCAGUGUGUUUUAUUAAGGCGUGAGAUAAGGAAUGCGUACAUUUGCGCUUCUCCCGAAGUUGUUUAGUCUUGAUGUGGUCGUGCAUAUUCACGAUAGAGUAUCUUACAGCUGAUUUUACUCACUCGCGAUCGUAUGCACAUUUCAGUUUAACUCAUUUUUGUCGAAGUUUAAAUUUUACUCUUAUUACAUAUUUGCACCCCAUUUUGAUUAAAAAUUUUAAGUAUGGCAAAUUCCUGUGGAGCUGCACGAGUACUACGAUGUUAAAUAAAUUAUGUGUUUAUGAUCAUGUAAGUUGGCCAACUUGUUAGGACAAGCAAGUGGGGGAGAGGGGACAGAGGUCUCCUUACAAACGUAUCGUAAAGUUUCGAGUGCUUUUAAGCAACGUUUGAAAACCUCUCUGUAGAAGUAAUUACUGAACAUAGUUCAUUUAGUUUUAAUUUAACUUUAUUUAAAGCACUGAGAUUUCUUUUCCUUAAAAACCUUCUAUUACAAUUAUUAUUGAUUUGAAACUAACAAUCCCUGAAAGUUAUAACAAUACCUCCAAUAUUAAACCCACAAUUGACUAUUUUUCCUUUUAUUCAUUACAAGUGAAAAUUCAAAAAGAAGAAACUGAAGGAAAAGCUGAAAAGGAGAAACUGAAGAAAAAUGUGCAUAUAUGCUUUUCUUUCAUUUUCAGUUUCUUUCUGUUCUUUUAUUGCAAAUGUUCUACACCCAAAGAAAAAGAGCAGUGGCUUGAUUUAAAAACACGUUUUACCAGAAAUUUCAUUCUUUAGUUUUAGUUUCAGUAAAUAGGAUAUCUGUAGUUGUCUUUCUAGCAUUCCCACAUUUGCACUGUAACUACAUAAUUACACAUAACUACAUAAUUAUUUUGACAGUCAUGUACGUGUAUGAAAUGUUAACAGGUUUUGACCUCAGAAAUUAAUAAACCCCAAAAGUAACAGUCUCCAAAAGAAGCUACUAACUCCUAAAGGCUGUGUAACUAUUCCAAGUGUAACAAGGGUCAUUACCUUUCAAGUAGUUUCCCUGAAAAAACCUUUUUUCAAAUAAUUGAUAUUAAGAGUAACAGAUGAACCAAAAGCCUCCUUGUAUGUUCACGUUUAUGUACAUGUACCUUUACCCCCUGAGGUUAAUUUGGGAAUUGCCCUCAGCUACAAUUAUGCAACAAUCAGACUUGAUUUCUACAUGUAUAGACUUCAGCUACCAUAUGGACUAGCAUUCACCAUAUAAAACAUUUACUGAUACCACACUGCAGCUGCAGAUCAUAGUAUUGUGUGGUUCCAGAAAAUAUCCAUACCACACCUACAGAAGGGACUUGCCGUAUGACGCCCCUCGCCUCUGGAUUUUCUGAAAUCAGCCUCCAAACUCCCCCCCCCCCCCUGCCCCCGCCGAAAAGAUAUCUGAGAAACCAACCCAGAGGUUCCUUUCUAAAUACUGGUACACGCCAAAACCUCUGUGGUUCUUUUUUUUGGUCAUACUUCGGGUAAUAUUUGCUUCAACAAACAACAACACCUCCCGAGAAGUUGAAGGAGUUUCAUAUUCUCUUUUUCUUAAACCCCACCGACAGCUUCAAAAUAUGGAUGUGGUUGUGCCAAAAAAAACCCAUACCCCACCCACCGAAGGGGCUUGACAUUUGACCCCCCUCCCCCCUUGAUUUUCUUAAAUAAGCCUCCAAACUCCCCCCCCCCCCCCUGCCACCUACGAAAUGACGUCUGAGAAACUAAUGCAGAAGUUCCAUUCUGAUGACGCGUCACAGCCAAGAUCUCGGUAGUGCUUCUGAUUGGUCAUACUGCUGGUAAAAUUUGCUUCAACCAAUCAGAAGCACUACCCAGAUCUGGGUAGUGAUGCAUCAUCAGUACGGAAUUUCUGUGCUUGUUUCUCAGAUGUGAUUUCAUGGGGAAACCUUUGGUGGCAUUGUGAAAUGUUGGCUGUUUUCUCAGGCUAAGCAAAACGGAAAGAUUUUCAUUUCCACAGAACAACUCUGCCAUGACUGACCUUUUGAUUUAUAUCGAUAACACUGCGUCUUGUUUAGUUAUUUUUAAUUCUGAAGAGAGAGAUGUCAUGCUUGAAAAGUUCUGAUGUGACAUUUUAAUGGAACAAGUUCAGGAAGUUGUGGACGUCAAUUACAAGUUCACACAGUUAAUUGGCAGCAAAUGAGUUUUAGUUGAUCCUUGAUCAACUAUCACGGGGCCUAAUAAUUAGGCACCGAACACUGAACCGAUCUUGUUCUUAGUUUCUGAGUUUCUUUGUACUUCUUUAACUUUCCUUAUGUUUUAAAUCUUGGCAAAUAAAUUGUGGAAGUGAAUUUUUGUGUUUUUUCCUUGUCACUCUCUUUUGUGUCAUGAGAACCGUCUGGAAAUAUCUCCCUGUGGUGCACCCCCCCCUUCCCACUGGAAAAUUAGGCAAAUUAAUCCCCCCUCCCCCUAGGAAAAUCUGACCCCUUCUGUGGGGUUGUCAUGGAUAUUUUCUGGAACCACAUAUUAAGGUAUUCAAUUUUCAAUAAUCUUGGUUUGAAGUUGGCAUGUUAGUUUGAGGGAAUUACAUUUCAAAUUUCUAGUUUGUGCUCCCAUGUGUCAUUAAUUUACACGUUAAAAAUUUGCUGACAUUAAUUUCCAUUCAAGUAUAAGCCCAUAGGAUCUUGUUGUUAGGUAAAUUUCUUAAAAUCUGUGUAUGAAAUAUAACUGUUAAGUAAUAAUUUUAUUAACCCCCUCUUUUGUUUGUUUCAUUGCAUUGUAGGUUCAUUUACAAACACAACAGCAAGCUACUCAUAAUCUGACAUCUAUGGGCAUUCAUGUUGUGCGGACACAGGGGGUUUUGGCUCUAUACAAUGGACUCUCAGCUUCUUUAAUGAGACAGGUAAAAUAAAAGAGUCAACAUCCAGUUUUUCAGAGAUCAGAUACAUUGAAUAACAGCUUUAUGCACUUAAAUCAGAAAACUAAGCAAUGACCAGCUGAUCAUAGGAUUGGGCUGAGGAUAUUUUUGGGCUAUUUAUGUACUCUUAUUCACAAACCCCGUUACCUUUUGGUGUACCCUAAAAGUACAUUUUGUACCGUUUAAGUGGUUUCCAAAACAGGAAUACAUACGUACAUCCUGUGCCGUAAAGAAUACAGCCAAUCAGGAAGGUAGAAGCCUGUUGUAUAUUCUGUGGUAUGCAAUGGAGAGGGGUGAAUAGGGGUAUGCAAAUCCGCCGAUCCGUUGUGAUUUAUUAACCAAAUCCGCCGAUAAAAUUUUGCCUGAAUCCAAAAAAUCCGGGCAAAAUACUUUUAUUACACGCAAAGUCCAAAAUCCGGGCCCAAAAAAAGGAACAAUCCACUGCAGUUGCAGGAUCCGAAAACCCGUUAAAAUCUCGCUUUGAAUCUGAAAUCCCGGCAAAAAUAUUUUCAAACUCCGCCGAUCCGUUCGCCUAUUCACCCCCCUCGCAAUGGGUAGUACUUUAGGAAAAGAUCCCAGUGAGCAUUUAGCAAUGGCCUAAACUUUUCAUAACCAUCACCUAUUCUUAGCUAAAAAGGUAAUUCAAGACAUAAUCAAAUAGACUACAAAGGACAAAGAAAUUAAGGAGUUUAUUAGCCAAGGGGAACAAAAACAUGCCAGUUAACCAGGGUUGCAAAGACCGAGGUAAAUCCACAUUGCAAAACAGCAAUUAGCCUAACAGAAAUCCUGUAAGCAUACAACAGUUGUCUUGCCAUUACACAAUGCAGAAAAAGAAUACAGAGGUGUCAUUUUCAGAAAAUUAAUAUAGUAUUAAAGGUGACUUUCUUCGAGGUUACCUGUGAUAUUGAGGUUAUGUUGUAAUGAUGAUUGGUUAUCCUUCUGCUUCUGCUUCCGACUCCGACAAACUGGUUUUCACUAGAUCAUAAGCGGAACGUAAGCGAUGAAGUCGUAAGCAGAGUCGGAAGAAAUGGAAACGUUCUGAUUCUUCUGACUCCAAUUCCCUUGCACUUAUGAUUCUGCUUAUGACUCCGAUUUUUUAUUUUCACUAGAUUAUAAUCACUCUUAUGACUCCACUUACGACUCUGUCGCUAGUGAAAACCAGCCUUUAUGGCAAUGCUUUCUCAUGCUACACUUUAUGCCUAAAAAUAUCCCACUUGUGACUUGAUUUUUCUUUGUUGAUACAUACUCUUCUAAACCAUGUGCAUACAUGUUCUAAAAAAUUUAAGGUCACACCCUUUAGUAGUAUACCAUAAAAUAUCCCAUGAGAGACUUGUAUUUUUUUUAGUACGUGUAAGUUCAUCAUAUGUAUUAACAGCCUUAUGAAGUUUCUAACAUAGUUUUGUCAUAAAUUCAUAUCAGCUAACAUAUUCCACUACACGUUAUGGAUUAUAUGAGGUGGUUUCAGCAGAACUAAAGAAGACAAAUGGUAAGGAAAGCCUCUUGUUAGUCCAAGUUAAAAGUUCACAGCCUUUCCCCCAGACCUAAAUGUACAGUAUCCUACCCCUAUCUCCCCCUUAAGCCCCCUAAUUGUAAAGGAGGAACCACCAAAUCCCAUGCUAUCAGGAAUAUGCUUUUUGUACAAGAAAGACAUUGCCUAACUGUGCUCUGUGUAUUACUUAAGUUUAGUUUAAUUCAUAACACUUAUGCUAAUUUUUUAUGGUAAGUCAAUAUUGACUGUCAUGUAGUAGGUUGUAAUGUCUCUUGUUUCUUUAAUUAAUUAUUAGACCCACUGCCAUUCUACCAAAAAAUAUGCAUUGGAGCAGUGGCUGGUGAGUGGAUUAUUUCUUUUUCAAAGUCAAUUCAUUGAGAGUUGUAGGUCCACGUGGGAUUAGAAAUGUUGAUCCAUAAGCAUACUUUUUUUGUUGCUGACUUAUGAUUAGGGUAUCUAGUAUGCAUUUAGAUGACAAAAGGAAGGUGAGAAUAAAACUAAGUACGUUGAGAUUAUUUUAACCCGAGUUUCAUUUUGAAUUCAUCAUACAUUUUUUUAUACAUGUAAAGUAACCAUAAAAUACUGUUAUUGUAAUGCAUACAUUGUAUGUAAACAGUCAGAGCCUCCUUGACUUGCAAUACUGAUAGAGGCAUUGCCACGCCCUGGAUGUCUAUUUAAUUUUAGGGGUCCAAGCGGGGGCUUGGACUUAGACUAAUUAUUAUUCAUGAAUUAGGGCUAGGAGACAAAGGAAAUUGAGAAUCAACCUAGGUUAAAAAAUUUUAACCUGAAUUUGAUUUUGACCGCUAACAGUGAUGUCAGAAUCCUUGCUGAGGGGUACUGCAUUACCAUAGUUAGUCUAUCCUUACUUUGAACUUGACACUAAACAAGAUGAAAUAUGCAAAGCCUUGUUAAUCGAGUAGGAGACUGAAUGAAUUAACAGUGUAGAGAGGUUGUUUAUUAGAUAAGAGGCUUUCAUUUGGAAGUGGGCGUUUAUUAGGUCAUGGUAUUUUUAAGCUCCUCUACGAGGCAGAAUUUUGUGAUUGUUGUAUUUUUUUCUUUGUUUCAGGAUUUUUAGGUGGAAUUGUUGGAAAUCCUGCAGAUAUGGUUAAUGUGAGGUGAGGAUAUCCUAAAAUGUAAUCAUUUCCAAUUGGCACACAGCUUUACUUGAAUGUAACUUGGCCAAUAAUAUCUGCAGAUAAGCUAGAAAAAAAUCCCUCCUCAUAAGAAACCUCCCCAUGUAGUCCAAAUUCUGUCAGAAAAGUAUUCUGCAUUUAUUCAGUACACCUUUAUUUGGAAUGUUAUAACCUUGUCUUGUUAAUUUAUUAACUAGUUGUGUGUUAAAUGUUUGUUAACAGCCCUCUUUGGCAAAUUUUAUGUGGGAUUUGGACUGGCACUGUCAGCAUAAGUACAUGUAAAAGUUAUUAUUGUUGAAAUUAAUGUCGGCAUUCUACUUUUAUUGGUGAGUCUUUUUUGUGCUUACUGGCUUUAUAGCCAAAAAGCAUCAUGUCAAUGUCUGUGUAAGUCUAUCUGUCCAUCCUUCUGUAAGGGUAUUUCUGUUGUCCUGUUAGUGCAAAGCGUUAACGCUAUAACCUUUAGAGCCGAAAGGUGCUGGAUUUGAUACCCACUAUCACCCUUUUUUUUCCUGAUGAAUUCUAUCGGUUUUCUUUUUUCUUGAUGCCCAAUAAUUUAAUUAAUAUAAAGAAAGUACAUUAACCAUUUCGAAGAAAAUUAGAUUUAAAUAUAUAAAUUUGCAAGAAUUUAGUAACUUUAGUCAAUUGAGAUCCGGGGUUUCGAUUGCUACUCAAUUGCAUGGGCUCAGUUUUGAUCAAUACUCAAUUGUGCCUUUCCUUUUGAGGACUUUGACAAUUUUUUUUUGCUAAAAAAAAAAAAAAAACAAGGCACACACUGAAACAAACUAUUAAAUAAAUAAAAUUUGCUUGUUUUGAAUUAAAUGAACUUGUAGCACACAGCUUUAACGUUUUUCACUUUAACCUCCGAAGCAGAGCUACUGGGUUCAGUGCCAGUACCCGGCAUCACCCAUAUUUUCUUCAAUGUAUUCAGUAGAUUCUUUUCUUCUUUUUUUUUUUUCCUUUUUAUGGUCACUGCAGUGAAGACUAUUCAUAGCCAUGUAGUAAGCGCAUGUCCUCUCAGGGGACUAUUUUCUGACACGUCAUACAUGCCAGGUCUAUCAACUCAUCAUUUUAACUUUUUGCAGGAUGCAAAAUGAUGUCAAAACUAUUGAUGUUGCUAAACGAAGAAAGUAAGUCAAAACAGUGUUUUCAAGAAACUUAAAUAUUAUACAGUCACUAAGAAUUCGAUGACCAGGCCUCAGUUGUGCAAAAGGUGGAUAGUACAAUAAUACCAUCCAGUGAAUAAAUGGAAUUGGUUUCCCUAAAGCUUAUCCACUGGAUUAAACAGUAAAUUAUAUUUAUCCAUUGGAUAGUGCCAUCCACUGUUUGAACUACUGGGGUCAAAUAAACACGUGCUCCCCUUGAAUAAGUGCAAAAAUAGUGUUAAGCACCACACCCAGCUGGCCUACAAUGUAGUGCCAGUGUUGAAUUUAAUAUUCUUUUUGACAUUACUUCAUUAUUGUUGAUUGGCUUCUUUCUCUUUUCUCGUAGUCUCUGAGAAAAACAAAGAAAAAAAUUACAAAUUACUGUGUUAUUUGCAAAUGAGAAAAUUUAUAAAAGCACUGAAGCCCUCCAAUAAACUUUACACUGAGAGGUGUGAUAAUAUCUGAUACGUGCCAGGGCUGUUACUUGUCAGUGAGUAUAUCUCAUGGUAUGCUUAACAGUUAGCUCUUGUAUCUUUACAGCUAUAAACAUGUUUUUGACGGUCUCUACCGAACAGCAACAGAAGGUAUAUUAAAUUACAUAUAUUUAUUUUGUGUCUUACAAAAAAUGCAUCUUUGUGGGCUGUACAAUUUGCAGUUAAUAAUACUUAAUGCAUAAAGGUUGCAAAAUAUAUUAAUGUUAAUGUUCAUUUUUAUAAAAUAAUUUAAUAAAUGAUUUGUUUUUCUUUACCAUAAAACAGAGGGCGUGACCACAUGGAUGAGGGGUGUCACUAUGACCUCAUCGAGGGCUCUUCUUAUGACAGUGGCUCAGGUACACUGUAAGCUUAGUUAUGACGUCUUUUUUCCAUAUUUGACAGUAGCUCAAUAGAAUAAUAUUAUCGAUCAGCAACUUAGUGUCUUAAUCAAAGGGGUCUGUGUUUCAUGGCAUACAAGUUUCUAAUAUUGUAAUAUUUAAAAAUAUAUCCCUCCCAUUGUAGCAAAACUGGUAUUUCUGAAUUUUGACCAGGAGAAGUGUUGAGAUUUUUUUUAGUAAAUGAAAUAUCGUAAAAUCACAUGUUAAAGCCCUGGGCUGAUAUAACUUCAUAAGGGUUUUUGGGUGGGCUUAUAAAUUGGGGGGCUUAUUUCCAGGGGUAGGCAGGGGGGGGGGGGGGAAUAACGGGGAAAAAAAAAAGUGUUUUGGAAAAAAGGAAAAAAAAGGUUUUGGAAAGGAAAAAAAAUCAAACAAAAAAACACCUUUCAUUUUGAGUUUACUCCAAAAAACAUUAAUUGCGGUCCAAAAAAAAGGAAAAAGUUUUUAAAAAUUUUUAUAAGUUGUGUUUUUUUGAUAUUUUGGAGUGAGGAUGGUUUAGAUUUUUUUUUAUUAAUAGUAAAUUUGUAAAUUCAAUUUUUAAGCCCUGGGGUUAAAGAAUUUUUAUAGGGUUUUUGGGGGGGGUUUAAAAGUGGGGGGGGUUAUUUCGAGGGGGGGGGGGGGGGGGGGGGGGCAUAUACGUGGAAUAAAAAAAGUGUUUUGGAACAACGAGAUAAAACGUUUCUGAGAAGCAAAUAAUAUCAAAGCAAACAUACCAUUGCAUUUAGAGUUACAUCCAUAAUACAUUAAUGUGCGUCACAAUAAACGGAUAACGUAUUUCAAAAACAUCUAUAAAGCAGUUAUGUGACUGGAAAAACUGGAACCAAACAGAAGAAAAGUUAAAAAAAAUAAAAGCCUUAGCGUUAUCAAUUUGCCUGUUUGCCGUGAAAUGGUCCUCUCGGUAGCUUUCACAAAGUUCAUAUUUGUAUUUGAAUGUUUGAGAACAAUUAUUUCAUAGUUUCAUAGUUCCAGCUCAAGUGGCAACUGAGUUGAACAGUUGUGUUGGAAAUGAACAGUGGAACAGAACUCGUAGCAUUGUUAUUAUAUGCAUGAACAUUUGUUUCUUUCUUCGGUAUCAAUAUGAUUAUUGUUCUAAACUCCACAGCCACUUGUUUAUGCCUAUGUCUUUAGAUUAAAAAUUUUGAUGUUUGUAUAGAAACGCAAAAGGAACGUACUUAUAAUAAUACAUGGGCUUAUAUCUGAAAUAAAAUCUUUGUUACCAAAUGGAUGGGCUUAUAUUGGGGGUGGAGGAGGGGGGGGGGGGUUUUAACAAGCACAAGCAGGCUUGACUACUGUAAUGGUUUAUUGUACGGUGCUCCUGAGUAUCAAAUUAAGAAACUUCAAAGAGUCAUGAAUGCCAGUGCUCGAUUGGUUUAAUGUGCACCUAAGUAUUGUCACGUUACUCCUUUGCUAAGAGAACUCCACUGGCUACCAGUGCGCUUGCGCGUAGAUUUUAAGAUUCUCCUUGUUACAUUUAAGAUUCUUCACGGUGUUGCGCCUAGUAUGUUAAUAUUGUAAUAUUGUAAUUUUACCGGGUGAUUUUACUGGUUUUAAUUUAGUUAUUGAUAAUAUUGUAAUGCGCUUUUGAGUAUUUUUAUAGAAAAAGCGCAAUAUAAGUAUUGAAUAUUAUUAUAUUAUUAUUUAACAUGGGAUUUUACGGUAAGUGAGAUAUAAUGUUUAAUGUUCCAUGGAAAAUAAAAUGGAAAUUAUUUGAAAUUGGUCUCUUCUAACAGGUGGCUUGCUAUGACCAAGCAAAACAACUUUUACUUGCAACAGGGUGAGUUAUUUAUUCUUUACAUGUCUAUUGGAUCAUAGCCUGUUGCAGGCUCCAAGAUAGUGGGGAAAGUGGAUCUGAAAAAGUUACGUGAAAACCACUUGGGGGCUGGGGUGAGACAGAGAGUGGAGCCUGUAAGCAUUCGGGUAUACCAGCUUCAUGGCUGUACUUAGGAUUGGUCAAUAAUAUUAUUGUGACAGUUUAUGUCAAUCAUUUGGCCUCAGGCAUGCCUAACAAACAUUUUGAGCAUAUGAAACCCUCCUACACUGCAACUUUUGAUGUUUUGACAUUUAACAUUGCGGUUUUCAGGAAGUGGGUGGGGUAGUGGUUACAGGCUUUCCCCAUCUUUCUACUGCUAUUUUCCACUUAAUCACUAUUUCUUUGCUUGUGCGCUUUUUUCAUUUGUCGACACUGACUGAGAGCCUGGCAUAAUUUGCUAAUUGAAUCAUUAUUGUCACUCUUAGAUGUUCAAUGUCCAAAUUUGAGUCAGGUCAAGAGUAGAUAACUCAAGAAUUUAAAGGAAACCUUGAUUGCUUAAUUUGCAUUUAUGCAUUGUCACUACAUCCAGCUGUACAUAUUAUUAUUAUUUUUUAAUUGUCAUUUGCAGAGUUUUUAAAGAUAACAUUAUCACACACUUUACAGCAAGUUUUAUAGCGGUAAGAUAUGUUUUGCUGUGUGUUUUUUCCUACAAUUUUCAAUUGUUUUUUGAUCAACAAGCACAUUACAUACAAUGUAAUCACAAAUAUUGACUUCUGUUUAAGAUGCACUUUGUUAUGUAGUGACAGUUUAAUUUUAAUUGCCCUGUUCCCGUGUUUCAUAUCAAGCUGCCUUCUUCAAGUUGUAAUAGCUGGGAGAAGUAAGAUAAUUAAUUAAAUUAAGAAAUGCUUUGUACUUGAUGCAAUUUACACAACUGCUAACGGGAAACAAUCAUUAUUAAAAAUCAUUGAAACUAUGUCAAUGUUUGUUUAGGGUACAAUUGCCACUGGAAUCACACAACCUGUUGAUGUAAUGAAAACAAGACUCAUGGAAGCCAAGCCAGGCCAGUACAAGGUAAAACUAGUACCUCUCUUCACUGGCUGUUUUAAACUUACAGUAUUUGCAGCACUCCCCUACAAAACAUAGUGGAACAUUUAAAAAAAUAAUGCUACUUUUCACUGUUGUUACAAUACCAACUCUAGAAUAGCUGUUGUGUAUUACAAUGUUAUUAAUGAAUGCAUUUUCCUGGUGUUUUAACACUGCAUGUAUUUUUAUAAUUCAAAGGAAUUCAAAUGUUGAGAUUGGAGCUAAAAAUAAGUACUUUGAAGUCAUCGAAUUGUGGAGUUUUCACAAGAGUUGCAUUUUAAUGAAAAAUUGUAUUUUUUAUUUCAGUAUUAUUUUCCUUUGUUUUAAACCUGUCAUCAUACAUUACUAUUCCCAAGAACAAAAGUUUGAUGUUCAAAAACUUUAUUUUUCGAAGUACAUGCAAGUUUAUCGUACAGCUGAUUUCCUUUUUUUUCUUUCAGAGUGUGGCUCAUUGUGUUCUUUACACAGCAAAGCUUGGACCUAUGGGCUUUUAUAAGGUUGCUAUUAUCUUAAUGUGAACAAAUGUAUAAUAACUUCGUAGAGGAAAACCACUACAAAUAAUGCCAAUGCAUACCUUGAAUUUUCCACCAGUAUCUUUUCUUUUAGCAUAGUUAAAAUACAAAAUCAGUCAGCCCAAAGAGGACUGCAGUUUAAAUUUUAUUGGUAGCUACUUCAAUAUUGUUCUGAACUCAGGCUUUUUCUCAUUAGGAAAAAGGCAGUGUUACUAAGUUGAUAAGACUCACUGUUUUCUUUCUAGCUUUAGCUACUGAUACAGGUUCUUGUGCUUUAUCCGUGUUAGUUGUAUAGGCCAUUUCCAAUUUGCCCCAAGCCUCUGUCUCAAAGCGAGGCUAAGUGCAAAGCUAUUGAUAUAAAAAUAGUUUUUUAUUCUCAUGCAAUUUAAAUUCAUUUUCACAAGAAAGGUUUUGUACUUACCCUCGUUUUGACAAGAGAGGUUUUGGAACUCGGAAUUGGCCUAUUGACUUGAGGGUUGUAGGAAAAUCCUAUCUCAGUUUGAGACAGGGAAAGAGGAGGGAUGGCAUUGCGCAAUUUUAAUGAGUGAUAAAAUAUCCUACAUUAUUGAUAAUUUUUAAGCAGUCUCUUGUGGAGCAUGAUUUUAAAACUUAAGUGACUUUAUUCCUGAAAUGAAAUAAAAAUGAAUGAAAGAAGAGGUGUUAUGUACUUAAUAACCACUAAGAACUGUUUUUUUCCCCUUUUUUUCAGGGUUUUGUUCCAGCAUGGGUCCGUUUAGCACCUCAUACAAUUCUAACAUGGAUCUUCCUAGAGCAGCUUAGAGUUUUCUUUCCUAUUAAACAGCAAGAGUGAUUUCAGUAGUCAGUCUUGCAGAUAAUUAUUUACAUUUUACAUGUGUGUUUAUGGUGUUGUAGUACAGGUAGCAGGUAGAUCCUUAUCUCUAAACCAUUUAAUGUUAGACCAACUUUUAAGAAAAAGUAACCCCAACUUGCAAGGUUGGGGCGUAGGGGGAGGGUGGGUUUUGGUGCGAUCUUACCGGUAACGUUUCAUAAUCUCUUAUUAAGUG